UGGGAGUCCUGACUCCUCCACCCGUGGUACGCGCUGGCUGCGCAGAUUAGUGUUCGCCAGUCGCGCUCCACUUUGACUUCGGCGCGCUGGACCAUCCCAGAGUCUCUGUAGCCCUCCUCCACGCCUUCGAAUGGGUUCACCAUCUUAAACACACGCUUGCAGCGCCUGGUGGAAGGCGACAUGAUGGGCUAUUAAUCAAGGUGACAUCCUGAAGCAUUCUUGUCAUUGUAUGACGAGAAAUCCGCAGGCCUUCGCUUGGAAAAUGGCGACCACCUCGCCCACGGAUUGGUCUGCGACGCCGACCCAAGACAGGCCGGCCUUGCCGCCAGUGCCGGAUCCUGAGGCGCAGGACGAUGGAGCUGAGCAGCAGCUGGAACACAAUGUGUCAAUCGCAGAACCUUCACAACAGGCUGAGAUUGAUCAUUCUGUGGAGCAACUUCCAUCGCAAGCUGAAGAAAAAGAGCAACAUCUCGCGGGUUCUUCUGAUUCAAUACAGUUAGCGGAUGGUCCUGCCGACAACACAUCGCAGCAACCUGCGAUCUCUUCGGAAGGUCCGCAGGCAGGUGGCGUAGAGGGGGUGUUGCCAUCAAUACCAGAAGACAAACCCAUGCCGCCUGCGCCUGCGAUCGACGUGCAGUCUACAGUGACCAAUGGUCCACCAGGCCCUGCAGAGGCAAAUGCGUACCACAGUCGCACCGAAUCUCUCGGAGGCUCAGGCAACACCCCAGCCGCCUCGGCAGCGAUGCUAUCCAGAACUACUUCCUCCCUGCAUUCCACUUCGAAUCGCUCCUCCGCAAGCAUCAGCACGUCUGCCGUGCAUUCUCGCAGCUCCCUGAGCUCACUCACGAAAGGCUCUGCCGUUUUUGUGAUUACGGCACUCGAAAGCAUAGAAAAGUCCAAAGAGGCGCGUAAGAGCAAAGAGCUCAAAGCGGCGUGUACAAGCGCGCUGGAGAUGGUCAAAACCGCCAGUGCGUCGGCGGCAUCUAGCACAGGCAUGGUACCUGGUCCAGGCGGUGGAGGGACAGCAGAAGCAAUCCUUGAUCCCAGGACUGUCUUCGAGCCCCUUCGCCUUGCAUGCACAACAGGCAGCACUUCGAUUGUCAUAACUGCUGUCGACUGCAUCAGCAAGCUUGUCUCUUAUGCCUUCUUUGCUGAGGAUUAUCCGCCGCGCGCCUCACAGCAGCCUGCACUGGCUGACGUUGUGACCGACACGAUCUGCAAUGCGUUUAUGGAAGGCUCCGACGAUAAGGCACAGCUGCAGAUCAUCAAGGCACUCCUUUCCAUCGUCCUCAGCAGCAGCAUUCAUGUGCAUCAAGGAAGCCUGCUUAAAGCUGUACGCACGGUAUACAACAUCUUCCUUUUAUCGAAGAGCCCGGCAAACCAAGCAGUCGCACAAGGCAGUCUGACGCAAAUGGUCCACCACGUGUUUGGGCGUGUACCACGAGGAGGGGUUAGCGCAGGGAACAAUGCAGACGGGACUCCUGCGGAGAGCGUUUCGCCGAGUAGACACGGGAGGAAUGGGACAAGGAGCAGCAGCAUCGUAAGCACAGUCGGCGAAGCGGCGCUCUUUGAUCAGAAGCAGGAAGAGGCAAAGCCGCAUGCAGGCGGCGCUUCCCCGAUGACCAAGGCAUCGGACCUGCCCGUCGCAGGAUCAGAGCAGGGAAUUGCUUCGAAUGCUGACGAAGCCGAGGCCCCUGAAGAAUCCGAGAUUCCUCUCAAUGACGAGGAGAUUCCAGCGCCGGUUGCCCCUCCGAAAGACAUCGCUGAGGAGACACGCCUGUCUGCAAUGGAUGAUACACAAACCGCUCAGGAGGCGCCCCAGACGGAAGCGACAGAAGAGAAGGUGACACUGCAGUCCCUUGAACGACGGAAAUCCUUCGAGGGCGCCAGUGAAGACGCGACAGCUGCUUCGCUUGGCAACAUCAGUCAGCAUGAGCUACUUGUCAAGGACGCUUUUCUCGUCCUGCGUGCCUUGUGUAAGCUCAGUAUGAAGCCUCUUGGCGCGGAGAGCGAGCGUGAUUUGCGGUCACAUGGCAUGCGGUCGAAGUUACUUUCGCUGCAUCUCAUCCUGACGAUCCUCAAGAGCCAUAUGCAGGUCUUCCAGGACUCAAGCAUCGUCAUCCACAGCUCCUCUACUGGAGAGCAGACUGCAUUCGUUCAGGCAGUCAAGCAGUACGUCUGCCUGAGCUUGAGCAGGAACGCCGUCAGCUCGGUCAACCAGAUCUUUGAACUUGCUUGCGAGAUCUUCUGGCUCGUUAUGAGUGGCAUCAGGGCCAAAAUGAAGAAAGAGAUCGAGGUCCUUCUAAACGAGAUCUUUUUGCCGAUUUUGGAGAUGCGCAAUUCGACUGCCAAGCAGAAGUCGAUCCUGCUCAACGUCCUUAUCCGACUUUGUCGAGACCCGCGGGCGCUGGUAGAGGUCUACAUCAACUACGACUGCGAUCGAACAGCACUAGAAAAUAUCUACGAACGGUUGAUGAACAUUGCUUCACGAAUCAGCCAGACGCAUGUCGGGCCCGGAUCGACGCUCAGUGCGCCCGAGCCGCUGAGCCCUGUCGCGCAACGCACAGAUGAGUCAGGGCUAAGCUUCCUGCCUACGCUAGGCUCCAGUAGUUCGGCCGCGGCGGGUGAGCAGGACCCCGCAUCUGCAUCACAACCGGUCGAGGUGCGACUCAAGCGGCAGAGCCUCGAGUGUCUCUGCUCGGUACUCCGCUCCUUGGUGCUCUGGUCGAGUAGAAAUGGGAUUCCUGCAGAAGGGUCAUCGUCACAAGGUGAUCUGAGCGGGUACCCUGUGGGCUUGUCAGCUGCACCAGCAGAGAACGGCAGCCCGCGGGCUAGCGAGGAGGCUCGGUAUCCGGACACUCCACACGAGGGGCAACGAAGCAUGGGCGACAUGGGGUCGCCAAGUGGCGCUGCGACGCCGCUUGCGCCUAGCACACCAGACCCAGGGCGCUUGUCCAUGUCCGUAGAGCAGGCGCAAGACGACCCGUCUCGCUUUGAAUCUGCAAAGCAACGCAAAAAUACGUUGCUCGAGGGAAUACGCAAAUUCAACCAAAAGCCAAAACGAGGCAUCGACUUUCUUGUUCAACAUGGGUUCAUUCGGUCGCGAGAUCCGAGAGACAUUUCUCGCUUUCUGCUGUACGCGGAUGGACUCAAUAAGGCGCAGAUCGGAGAAUACCUCGGAGAAGGAGAGCCGGAGAACAUCGCCACGAUGCACGCCUUUGUCGACCUGAUGAACUUUGAGCGCAUGCACUUUCUCGCUGCACUGAGAAAGUUUCUACAGGCAUUCAGGCUUCCUGGGGAAGCGCAAAAGAUCGACAGGUACAUGCUCAAGUUCGCUGAGCGAUAUGUGGCCGGCAACCCCAACGUCUUUGCCAACGCCGACACUGCGUAUGUCUUUGCAUACUCGAUCAUUAUGCUCAACACUGAUGCACAUAACCCGCAAGUCAAGCAUCGCAUGACGCUGCAAGACUUCAUUCGCAACAAUGCGGGUAUCGAUGACGGCAAGGACUUGGCAGAGGAGUACUUGGCAGAAGUCUACGAGGACAUUCUACACAAUGAGAUCAAGAUGAAGGAUGAGGUGCUGGCUAGCAGCGGGCAAGCGGCUACUUCGACUGGGCUGGCCAAUGCUAUUGCUGGAGUCGGGCGGGACCUGCAACGCGAAGCAUAUGAAUUGCAAUCGGAAGGCAUGGCCAACAAGACGGAAGCGCUGUUCCGCACGAUGGUGCGAGCCCAACGGCGAGUCGCCCCGCAGCAACGCGCUGCUGCUGAGCGCUUCUUCUCGGCUUCGCACAUCGACCAUGUCAAGCCGAUGUUCGAGGUUGCGUGGAUGCCUUUCCUUGCAGGCAUCAGUGGGCCGAUGCAGGAUAACGAUGACAUGGAUGUUGUCGAGCUCUGCCUGCAAGGUUUCCGUGAUGCAAUUCACAUCGUUUGCCUCUUUGGCCUCGAGCUGGAGCGCAAUGCUUUCGUCACUACGCUCGCCAAGUUCACUUUCCUCAAUAACUUGGGCGAGAUGAAGGCGAAAAACAUCGAGGCCAUCAAGACACUCCUCGGCAUCGCUCAAACAGAAGGCAAUUACCUCAAAGGAAGUUGGCGAGAGCUACUAACCUGCGUGAGCCAGCUGGAGCGUUUCCAGCUGCUCAGUGGUGGUGUCGAUGAAAAGUCGUUGCCGGAUCUCGGUAGACGGAAAGUCAAUGGGGCUACUCCGAGUGGCAAGCAGGCGCAGUUGGCGCCCAAGGCGAAGCAGGCUCUGCCGACCAAUGAGGUGGUCCAGGCUGGCGGCUCCACCGAAGUCACGGUUGCGGCAGACAUGGUUUUCUCUUCAACACCAUCCUUAACAGGCUCGGCCAUCGUCGACUUUGUUCAAGCCUUGUCCGAGGUAUCUUGGGAGGAGAUCCAAUCAUCCGGCAUGACGGACAGCCCAAGGCUCUUUUCGCUGCAAAAACUGGUCGAAAUCAGCUACUACAACAUGGAGCGCAUCCGCAUGGAGUGGUCACACAUCUGGGCAAUCCUGGGAGAACAUUUCAACCAGGUCCUUGUUACUUCAUCGCCUUCCGUGUCAGCAUUUUCAGUCGAUGCCCUGCGGCAGCUGUCUAUGCGCUUUUUGGAGAAGGAGGAACUCCCGCGCUUCGCUUUCCAGAAAGACUUUUUGCGGCCCUUUGCCUACGCCAUGGCCCACAGUCCUGAAAUUGAGACGCGCGAGAUGAUUAUUGAUUGCCUCUGGCAAAUGGUGCAAGCACGUUCUGCUAAUCUACGCUCUGGGUGGACGAGUCUCUUUGUCAUUUUGACAGCCGCUUCGAAAGAUUCGUCUGAGCGAGUUUGUGCUCAAGCCUUUGACCUCACUCAGAGCCUAUUCGAGUCGCACUUUCCGGAGAUCCUACGCCAUGGAUUCGCAGACUUCACCGUUUGCCUGACCUCCUUCUCCAAAUGCAAGGCGCAAAGAAUAUCCUUGCAGGCUAUCGCUGUUUUGCGUGGACUCGUGCCUGCGAUGCUGCGCUUGUCGGAUGUGCCGGGCCACUUCCCAUCGUCCCUCACCGCAGCGCAUGCAACAGAGGGCGAACAUCCGGCGCACGAUGCGUUAGUGCAAUUUUGGUUCCCUUGCUUGUUUGCUUUCUAUGACAUCGUGAUGAAUGGAGAUGAUCUGGAAGUCCGCCGGGUCGCACUUGAUUCUCUUUUUGACAUUCUCAAGAAGCACGGCCAUACAUUUAGGCCAGACUUUUGGGACACAAUCUGCCAAGAAGUCCUGUUCCCCAUUUUCUCUGUGCUUCGCUCGCGCAAUGACGUGUCACGCUUCAGCACCCACGAGGACAUGAGCGUAUGGCUCAGUACCACCAUGAUUCAUGCUUUGCGCAAUCUUGUCGACCUCUGGACGUUCUACUUUGACACUCUGGAGCGCUUGUUGCCGGGCCUCCUUGAGCUUCUCUGCGCCUGCAUUUGUCAAGAAAACGACACACUGGCGCGCAUCGGCACGUCCUGCCUUCAGCAGCUCAUCGAAAAGAACGUUACACGCUUGAACAACUUGCGAUGGUCACAAGUGGUGGACACGUUCAUGCAACUGUUCCGUACGACUACUGCGCACCAGCUCUUCGAUCCUUCGCUUCGUGCCGGCGGUGCCGCAGUCCCUUCUCGACCGGGAACGCCCGAGGAGCAGCAGCGCGCAAACGGAUUCAGCACACCCCGGCCGUUGUCGCCUGGUGUGCGGCCAGACGGCGCCAGCGGCGCUCAGCUUCUACCACCGGUCGCCAUGUCGUCGACUGAUCGGCGUCGCGUAUUCAAGCAGAUCAUCGUCAAGUGUGUCUUGCAACUCUUGCUCAUCGAUACGACGAAUGAACUUCUACACAACGACUGGGUCUACGAACGGGUCCCGCCUGACCAGCUGCUCCGGUUGCUCAACACGCUUCAAGACAGCUACGACUUUUCGAAACGCUUCAAUGCGGAUAAGGACCUACGGAUGGCGUUGUGGAAAGUGGGCUUCAUGAAGCAACUGCCAAAUUUGCUCAAGCAAGAAAGCAGCUCGGCAUCCACGCUGGUGGCCAUCCUCGUCAAGAUGCAUGAGGACCCGAGAGCAACGCACGUCGCAGCACGCGUUGCGAUCCGAAAGCGGUUCGUCCCGCUGGCGGAGGAGGUGGUGCUGAGCUACAUCCCGCUCGACCCGGAGACGCAGGCGCGCAACAUUAUUGCCUGGACGCCGGUGGUCUCGGACGUGUUCCGUGGUGUCUUUUCGUUCAACGACAGCAACCCUGCGAAAGAGAGCCACGGCGCCGCACAGUGGGAUGCAGAGCCGGAGCAGUGGAACGAAGAAAACGCUACCUUCUCGUACUAUGCACCCGUCUUUUAUCCGCUGGCGGUGGAACUGAUCGGCAAGGAACCACUAGCGAGUGAAGUUGUCAUCACGCUCAAGUCGUUCCUUUGGAAGGUCGGCAUGGCCAAAGGGCUGUAUGGUGGCCCGGAUGGGGAGCAGCGUCGGCGCCGAGAAAGAGCACAAGAGCGGGAGCAGGGGCGCUCCAGCUCCAACUUGGACAACCCGCUGCGCAUCCCGCCUUGGCCACGAGUAGCCAAGGCGAGCAAUGGCAACGCAGAUGAAAGUGCAGCAAGUGCCAACGCCAGCGACGCUCUGAGUCAGAGCUUGCUGAAUGCCGGCAGCCAUAGCCAGGGAGCAGCGACAGGUGACUCUGCUACAACCGCUGGACCACAUCGCCCACAGCCUCUGUCGAUCAUCCCGCACGUCGUCAACGUUCCUGAGGUAGAGUCGGCGACGGUCAGCGCGCCGCUGACGAGUGAGAAGGAGGCAGCGCCAGAAGUUGUGGCACAAGGCGACGACGACGGUCAUAUGCGCGAGCGUGUUCAAGGUGGCUCGGCAGAGCAGGCGGACAGGGAGGCGACGAUGGCGACUGCGCCGCAGGACCUUGUGGAUUUGAGCUAGAUGAUCGCGAUAUAGAUGUGCAUGGGGCUCCAUGCUCCGCGCCCAACGACUACAUGCAUCGUCCAUUCCUGCAGCGUGGCAGAUAUCGCGAGCUGGUUGGAGAUCCACGAGGAAAGGAGGUUGAUGGUGGUGCAGAUGAAGCAUAUGCUCACCUUGCUUCCUCGAUUGUAUAUCCCUGUGCCAUUCUAUGCUAUGAGGUCUCGUUUAGGAACAUCGACAUCGCAUGGGAUCGUGCCCCCUCCUGGAUACCGUUCCCCAAAAAAAAUCCGUCCCCACGACAGGAAAUCCCACGGGCUUCCAGGGGAUCUUGUAAGCAUAUCUGUUAAG
Molecule: messenger RNA, 7246 nt
Organism: Tilletiaria anomala UBC 951
Lineage: Eukaryota; Fungi; Basidiomycota; Exobasidiomycetes; Georgefischeriales; Tilletiariaceae
Exons: 7
Coding region: 230-6919 (2229 amino acids)
Biological process (GO): regulation of ARF protein signal transduction
Molecular function (GO): guanyl-nucleotide exchange factor activity
Source: RefSeq, a predicted model, not a curated record